CAUGUGUUUUUCUAAAAAUACCAUUCAUGUGCCAUGCCAACUUGUCUCAUUCAUAUUUUCCAUGCCUAAAGUAGGUGAGGUCAUGAUUAUAUGCAAAAUAUUCAAAACCAAACAGCAAACAACAUUAAAUUUUGGAUUCCACUCAAUUUCCAUACAUACUUAUCCCAUAACCCAAUCUUGUCAUAGUUGUCUUGUCCUGUCUUUGUCCUUGUGAAACAAUGGAGCAAGAAAACCAACAUCCAAUGAUAAUUGUGCAUGAUAAUGAAGAACAACAAGAAGAAGUAGAAGAUUUAUCAUUGAAAAUAACCUUUCCACAUGUCAAAGACAAUAACAACACAACUGUGGUUGUGACAUCCUCUUUUGUUAGUAAUGGUCAUAGCAAUGGAACUUCAACAAUUGUCACCGACUUAGAUGAGUUUUCUUUGCAAAAAGAUGAAGAACUUGAAAAGAAAAGAAAUGUUGGUGAAUGUAACAGUGAUAAAGAACAAGAUUGUGUACCUGUUGGACUUGGACUAGUUGCUAAUUUUGUUGGAGAAGCCAUAAAAGAUGAUGCUAUUUUUGGCUCUGAAUCUUCUGAUAUAUUCCUCCAGAACAAGAACAGUGUUUUCUUUGACAAACAACAAGGAGUGUGGAAAUGUCACCAUUGCACAUGGUCGACCAAGCCAUUCGACAGUCCUAGGACUGGUCCCAUGUGGAAUCUUAAAGGGUACCCUGACUUGCCGAUGAAUGUCAAAACUUUGAUUCAACAUGGACCUUGUUUUGUUUGGGAAACUAAAGGCAAUGAAGUUAAUGGACUUGACAGAGUUCACAACGGCGAUGCUACCAAUCAUGAGGAGAGUAAACUUGAUGAACAGGUGGAAAAUUCAGCUAUUCAAACUAGUUUACGCGGUGAAGUUCAUGGAAUUAAUAGAGUUCAAAAUGAUGAUAUUACCAAUCAUGAGGAGAGUAAACUUGAUGAACAAGUGGAAGUUCAUAGACAUCAUGGAGUUCAAAACGGCGAUGCUACCAAUCAUGAUAACAAAGUUCCUUCCAGUUCAGAAUUAUCUGCUUUACAUAACUCAUCCGACAAACAAGCAACACCUGCUGUGAAUUCUAACGAAGAAAUCAUACAGGAACUUAACUCGAUAAAAGAAACUGACCAGCAAGAGAAAGAGUAUGAUGUUGAGUUAGUAAUUGCAAAACAAGAGACACAUGAUUUGUAUUGUCCUAAUUGCAAAUCUUGCAUCACUAAAAGGGUUAUCCUCAAGAAAAGAAAAAGGAACAAUCAGAUACUAGACAACAAAGGCAAGCGCGAUAGGUUGGACAGUGUAGUUGACAAUGAUGUGGUUAAUCCUGAUAGUACUACACAUGAAGCUAACCAAGGUAAUUAUGAAAAAGUAACAUCUGAAAUUACCAGUAUGGAUCCACCUCCUGCUCCUGUUACUGCUGCUGCUGCUGCUGCCGAUGAUGACGGUGAUGAUCAUCCUGAGAAAGAAGUGGAAGUAUUCAGAUGUUUAUCAUGCUUCAGCAUAUUUAUUCCUAGUGGAAAAGGUUUCAAUCUGUUCCGUAAUUUUGGUGGGGCCAGCAAGGAUGAAACUUCGCAAAAUUCUUCAAAUAUACCAAGCUCCAGUCCAAAUUGGUUCAUCUCUUUAUUUACUUCAAAUAAGAGGAAAACAGCUACUGAACCAGCAGGUGACACUUCCCAAGAAUAUUCUACCACUGAUCCUGCUGACCAGAACCAGUCAACAAUUACUUCACCUUUACUAUCCUCCUCUGAUAUUGGUCAUCCAGAAGGUACACUUGGUGAUGCAGAUCUGAUUAAGAAUGUGAAACCGACGUCAGAUGUUAAUCAUGGACGUGAAAGAAUGAAUUCUACAAUUUCCUCAAAUGGAGUGCAGAGCGUUGUGCAGGAUUUCAUAGAUUUUUCAGAAAAAGAGCAGUCGCUGACCAGAAAACUGAGGACCGAUAACAGAGGGAAAAACAAGACUUCAGUGGAUACAACAAAUACAAAUACUGUUGAAGUUACGUCCUCAACGAACUUUUCUAAUGGGACGGUAUCUGAGUAUAAAAGUGUUAAAUCAGUAACUACUACUUCUAGUGAAACAUUUGUUAAUUCUGGAGCAACUGCAAAAGGCGCCAUUCUGAAUCAUUAUCAAGAGAAACCUGAAUUCAUUGUUCCGACAAGUACAACCAUAGCGUCCCUAAUUGUUGAGAAGUUACCAAAAGAUGUGAACCAAAUGCCUGAAAUUGUUAAGAAUAAUGAUUAUGAUUCCUCUUUGAGGCAAGAUGGAGCACAAUCACCAGUUCAAUCCUUUGACAGCACAAGUUCUGCAAUAGAUGGUAUAUUUCCAUCAAAAACAGAUAUUACACUGAUUGAUACAGUGCGAAAGGAUAUCAAUGGGAAGAUAAAUCCUUCUGUUAUAAAUGAAAAUAAAGGUGAUGUGAUUGUUGUUGUUGAUGAAGAAGCAAAUGAAUCAACAACAUUGCAGACAGAAGGUAAUGUUCCAAGGGAUGGUGCUAUUGUGACAGAAUCUCCAACUCAAGUAGAUAUUGGUGAACAACCUAGAAAUGAAGUUGGUGAACCAAAAAAGUGGGAAAUAGUUAAAAGCAUUGUGUAUGGUGGUUUAGUUGAGUCAAUCACAAGUCUAGGAAUUGUUUCAUCUGCAGCUAGUUCUGGUGCUACCCCAUUGAAUAUUAUUACAUUGGGAUUUGCAAAUCUGAUUGGUGGACUUUUCAUCCUUGGUCAUAAUCUUAAAGAGUUGAAAGAUAGCCAUUCUCGAGGGCAACAACUGCAAACAAAUGUGCAAGAUCGAUAUCAAGAACUACUAGGAAACAGAUCAAACUUCGUCUUUCACGCUGUUAUAGCUGUUUUUUCAUUCCUAAUAUUUGGUUCUGUCCCCCUCAUUAUAUACGGCAUCUUGAUUAAUAAGAACUACUAUGAUGAAGUUAAGCUUGCAAUAGUGGCAGCAACUUCUGUUGCAUGCAUCAUUCUGCUUACUGUUGGGAAAGUUUACACCAGAAGGCCACCUAAAUCCUAUAUCAAAACUGUGUUGUACUAUGUCACAAUGGCACUUGCAGCCUCAGGACUAUCUUACAUAGCAGGCAAACUAUUCAAGGAUCUUUUAGAGAAAUUCAACCACUCAGAGUCAGGUUUUGCUAUUAACAUGCCAAUAUCAGACACAAGUAUGGAAACAACAUGGAUGUCUUCCUGAAAGAGUUGAGAGAAUUAGAACUUUAGAAGGAGCUUGGGUUUCUUAGAGGGAUCUUCAAAGGGAGUCCUUUGAGGAACUUUGUUAGGAAAAAAAAAAUGCACCCUCUAAUCUUAAGAAUAAAUAAAAAGUCGAAUAUAUCUGGUCCAAAUAUGAACCAAAUACAUUUGACUUUUUGCUUAUACUUAAGACUUGGAAGUAGUAUCAGCAUGUGGUACUAACAAGCAACCUUUUUCAUUUGACGGUUCAUCUUAAGUUUUGUUUUAGUGAUUCUUGUUGGUAAAAAUAGAAAUAAGUAAAGGAAAAAGAUGUAUGUUACAAAAGUGCCCACGGAACUAACGAUUAAGUACAUUUUUUCCUCCACUACCCACCCAUGUAUUAUUUCAAAUUCAAUCACUAACUUUCGUUUUUCCCAAA
This is a messenger RNA of Medicago truncatula (barrel medic), 3605 nucleotides long. Its product is annotated as membrane protein of ER body-like protein. Lineage: Eukaryota; Viridiplantae; Streptophyta; Magnoliopsida; Fabales; Fabaceae. Bases 219 to 3191 code for a protein of 990 amino acids. The record is from RefSeq and is a predicted model, not a curated record. The transcript is spliced from 9 exons.